GGAUGUCGCAGUCAGUGCGGUCUGGUAUAAACCCAUCUCUUACUCAAUAAGGGAUCAACUGUAUGAAAAUGUUUUCUGUUAAUUAUUUGUCCGUUAUUUUUUGCUUAAUACGCUUACACAAGCGCUUAUAUUUACAGCUCAUUAAAGAUUCAUCAUUCCUACAAUAGCCUAUAGGCUACUUACCACCAAAGAUGAUUUUUUUUUUGGUCUCACGGCAGAGUAAUAAUAAUUGACAAUGAAAUGUAACCCUGGUGUAUUCAAUAUUCCUCAUACUGUUUAAUAGUUUAAGAGUAUAGUGAAGACUGACAAGUUAUAAGAUACAGUGAAGUCUAAACGGAGCACAAAAGAAUGUAGUCUGUGGAAACGCUAUUCAAAAGCAAGGUGAGAGUUUCUUACAGCACAGACUCAUUGAAUGGCUCGAUCACUGUUGUUAUGAAGGAAUGACUGCUACAUAUCAUUACAACAAAUGUGGAAUACAAAUAGCCGGCCCCGUAUUCUUAAAGCUUAAAAAAUCGCAUCGAGAAAAUGAACUCCGCGUGGAAUCUGCCUGGUUAAAAAGACGAACGACACAUUAAAUAAAUUAUCAUUACGCGCCACUUUUUUACCAUUCUCUGUUUACACGAAUUUGAUUAUGAAUUAUGUUGUUGUUAUUAGACACCUCAGAGAAAUGGCAAUGGCAGAGCCUCAUUUUCGCAAGCAGAUCUUGUGGAGAGUUGCUUGCUACGCAGCAAACGCAGGUCGCCUUUUUUGGGGAACCCCGUCACAUCCUCUGUCCAUUUAUGGGCAUUGAGGUGACACGCAGCGGGGAUUCCUCUCACUGGAGACGAUGAAUGGGGAGGCGGGACUACCUAGCCGGAGUGUAUAAAAGGAGAGAGGAGGUAAGCCGCCAGUGUGAAUUCACAGCAACAGAUAGCAGACGAUCAUCAAACCAAGUCCUGUGGAUACAGAUCUCAGAAAAGGAGAAUUCGGAAUAUUUUGCAGAAGUUCUUUUUAACGCCGGACUUGAAGGAUAUUACAAGAAGAAAUUUUACUGUUGGGAAAACAGACGUUUUGUUACUUGCUUGUUAUUUUUUCCUGCCAUACCUGGAUUGCCACGGCCCACGACUUUGAUCCGGAAACAUGCUGAACAACAUGGAUUUGAACCCCCAAGAUUCGUUUUACCCUCAGUUCGACAACUGUGGAAGCUCGUCCAUUGGGAUUGACACCAUCCAAGCAAAAGCAAAUCAGGAAAUUCUCGUGGAUUCGGGAAGAGAUGCACCUGUGCAGUUUAGUCAAGAGGGCGUACCGAUAAUCCCUAAAACCGAAGCAUCGGAUUUCUUCUUUGACCCAGGCGAGGGUUCAAAAGGCAAUCUGCCAUCCUCGUUUGCGUACUCCGGCAGUUUCUACGUGGAGACGUCCCAGGGGGCACCGUGCAGCACGGAAACACUGCUCAACAUGAUAACGGAGAUAGUUGGCAUCUCCACGUUGCCCAUCUCCGAAUUUCAGGGUAGUGAACCCGGGCCAUCGAACGGAACAUCAUCUCCAAUGGACAGCGCCAGCGGCGGCGGCUUCCCUGUGCAGGCGUUUCAGAGCCAAGCGUCCACAUGCACAGUGGGCAACACGCCUCCGCCGCUGUACUCACCCGAGCAGGUCCGCCAUAGCUAUUCCGACUUACAGGCGAAUCUGCCGGUUCAGGACCCCACGUCCGCGAAAAGUAACUUCUGUUCCUCCGCUCAAGUGCAGAACCAGGGACAACUUGAGCCCCAGCCGGAGGCAACAGUUUUCCCAGUCGUUAUCAAGAAUGAAUUCGAAAGCAGUUGCUACGAGUGGGAUCCCUUCAGCAAGUCUGAUACCUACAUGCCUUCAAGUUUCGAAACGGACAGUUUCCCUAUAUCAAAUGACUGCCCCUCCGACCAACAAGUGGAUGUAAAAGAUUUUCUCGACUCGUUCUCUCCUAUUUGUCCCACCUCAGAAAUCGAGUGCAAAUUAGAAAGUGCAAUUAAGCAAGAGCAAUGUUUUAUUGACAAUUGCGCGCAGGGGUUUGGCGUUUCUGCCUUUAACAAUUGCCAGUUGCCAGUUAUGGACAUGCCGAACAAUGCUUUAAAGCCUGGAGUUUUUCCCAACAUCGGAGUUCAGCCUCUAACAAGUCAGUGCGAUUCGGCUUACGCAUCUGCGGCUCUGUCGAGCACUAUAGACUCACUCCUUUAUUCAACCUUAUUGCCAGACACGUUCUCCAGAAGCUGCACUCGCAUUGAGAAACCAGCCCGAGUCAGGAAGAGCUCAUCCACCUCCAAUGGACCAGCCAAAGAGAAACCUUUCUCUUGCCCUAUGGAGAACUGCGACAGGCGUUUUUCUCGCUCCGACGAGCUCAACCGACACAUUCGGAUUCACACUGGACACAAGCCUUUCCAGUGCCGCAUCUGUUUGCGGAGUUUCAGUCGCAGCGACCACCUGACCACCCACACCAGGACUCACACAGGCGAGAAACCGUUCUCGUGCGACGUCUGCGGCAAACGUUUUGCCCGGAGCGACGAGCGAAAAAGGCACGGACGCGUGCACCUCAAGCAGAGGGAGAAGAUGGAGCUGAAACCGCAAAUAAUUAGCGCCUGGCCCUUCACCUUGCCGGAGGGGAUUUGAACGUGCAUUGUGCGCUUUACGGAGCCUAAUUGUGCAUGGCAUUAAUUCUUUCCGUCUUGGAAGAUUAAAGCUACAUGAUGCAGUUGACUACUGAUUACAAGUUGACGCAUCGGUCCCGUUGACUUGACAGAUCGGCCCUCGGUACAGCUGUCAAUGCCGAGGGAAAAAGAAAGAGAGAAUGUCUUUGGACUGGGAGAAUUGGAAUGUGUUGAAACGGGAGCCCGACAACCAAACAGGGAAACGAUAUCCUUUUCUGCAUCUUGUAUAUGUGCU
Messenger RNA from Brienomyrus brachyistius, 2889 nucleotides. Its product is annotated as early growth response protein 4. The record is from RefSeq and is a predicted model, not a curated record. Gene Ontology annotation, molecular function: DNA-binding transcription factor activity, RNA polymerase II-specific; RNA polymerase II cis-regulatory region sequence-specific DNA binding. The coding region runs from base 1120 to 2616 and encodes 498 amino acids. The transcript is spliced from 2 exons. Gene Ontology annotation, biological process: regulation of transcription by RNA polymerase II. NCBI's taxonomy places the organism in Eukaryota, Metazoa, Chordata, Actinopteri, Osteoglossiformes, Mormyridae.